AUGGCCCUUCUCGCCAUGAAGCUUUCCAUCUGUUGGAUCUGUGCCAUUGUGGUCCCAGUCUAUGCUGAAUCGCCUUUCGUGGUCCAAUGGUCGGACAAAACAUAUGGCCCAGAUGGCCCGUGGCAUGCCGUAUCAGUCACGUUGGGAUCUGCCAAACAGGCGAUCGACCUCUAUCCCGGUGACCGCUGGGCAAGUACGAUACUCAUCGACACUGUCUGCUCAGACGACCUUUCGACAACCUGCUAUGCAGAACGAGGUGGUGUUUUCGACAUCAGCGCCUCGGACACUGCUGUCACACUGAAUACUCCAAACGACACAAGCAAACUCGAUUGGUUAUCUGAACAGACCAAAGCAGGUGUGAAUGUCUGGGGCGGUGUUGGACAUGUCAAGGAAGGAGUCCUCGCCGACGAGCUUACUCUGACGAACGGAUUUUCUGUGCCUAAUGUCUCCAUCGCGUCAAUAUAUAAAGCCAAUCAAACAUACGGCAACAAUGGGAAAGAAUAUCCGGUCACUUUGGGCACAUUGUCACUGGGAGGUACCAAAGGGACCCACGUCGUGCAGGGUAAUACCUUCAAUAUGGUCACAGCUUAUAUGUGGGACCAUACCUCGGCUCAACAGAUUCCGUCGUAUUCCUGGGGGAUGCAUAUCGGGUCUGUAGAGCCUGAAAUCCCUGGGUCUUUGGUACUUGGUGGCUAUGACCGGAGCCGAGUCUUGAACGAAGUCAGCACUCAACAGGUUGAUCCUAACAGCAAUUUGGGCAAUCUCAAGAUCUACUUCGAAGACAUCGGGAUUGGUGUUGCGGCGGGUGACUCGCCGUUUGAUUUCGAAUCCAAAUCCAGUCUGUUUAAAACAGGAAAAAGCACUACCACUCGAGGAGCGACUGUGGAAAUCGAUCCCGUUCUCCCAUACUUAUAUCUCCCAAGAGAAACGUGUGACGAAAUGGCGGCCAAUCUUCCAAUCACCUAUAACGAAGAUCUGAAUCUCUAUUUCUGGGACACGAACAACGAUACGUAUCAGCAAAUCACCUCUUCUCCGGCAUACAUGUCCUUUGUCUUUGGGAAAAGCACAAGCAACAGUCAAAAUAUGACCAUCAAAGUGCCUUUCCAGCUCCUGAAGCUCACCCUUCAAGAACCCCUUGUGGAAAAGAACACGACUUAUUUCCCGUGCUACCCAUCAGACACAUUGAUUCUCGGAAGGGCAUUUCUUCAGGCAGCCUUCAUCAGCGUCAACUGGCAGAAUGCGACUGGAGGUGGUGAAUGGUCUUUGGCUCAAGCACCUGGUCCAGCGAUUGGAACCGGCAGCCAACGAUCAAUCGGAGUCAACGACGAGUCAGUGGAGGUUUCCGAAAACUCAUGGGAAGCCAGUUGGGAUGGGUAUUGGGAGCCUAUCUCAUCCAAGGCCUCAGAAGAGCAAUCGACUUCCAGUUCAGGCCUUUCGACUGGCGCAAAGGCUGGAAUCGGUAUUGGCUGUGCCGCUGGCGGACUGGGACUCAUUGGGCUGAUUGCUUGGCUAUGCACGAGCCGCAGAAAGAGGCAAGGCAAUGCUCAAUCUACUGCCAUGAGUCAGUAUACCAAUAUCCAUCCGAUGUCUCAGGAUGGAACGAAAUCGCAUGGUCUGAGUGAACUCAAUACUGACACGCUGAAUGAGCUGCCAUCGGGUAAGCACGCCCAGGAGGCACCGGGCUCUACCACGAUGCGUCAUGAGUUGUGCAUGGCUUCCUCCGCAGCUGCUUCAAACCCGGCCAUCCCGUCAUUAAAUCUUCCUCCAUCCCAGUUCGCUCGCCUCCAACCUCACGCCUACCUUCUCGCCCACCUCUCCCCUCCAGCCGCGAGCGAUCAGCCGUCAGUCCGCGCCAAUGGCCGUGCCACAUCUCAAUUCCGUGUUACAUCUGCCAACGCCGGAUCCUUAACACACACGAAUGGCAGCGCAGUCGUGCGCAUCGGCGAUACAGCCGCUGUAUGCGGUGUGCGCGCGGAACUUCUACACACAGAAGACAUCGCUUCCUGGAGUGUGUCAACUGCCUCAGAAGCAGAGGCCGGAAACACAUCCCAGAAGGGUGGUUCCAAAACUGAAGACGAGGAAGAUCGCGACCACGUACAAGACCUGAACCUACUUGUUCCCAAUAUUUCCCUGAGCACUGGGUGUGCUCCAGGCUUUACACCAGGUGCACCACCUUCUUCACUGGCCCAAUCGCUUUCCCACGAAAUUCUUUCUCUCCUGCACACCACCCGUCUUGUAAAAGCGGACGACCUGCGCAUCUGGUACCAGCCACCGAAUCUGGAGCCGGAAGAGUUCCGCAAUGCGGGCGAGGGAAUGGAUGUUGAUUCAGAACAGACUGGAGGACCGGAACCAGAGAUUAAGGCCUUUUGGGUGCUCUACAUCGAUAUCAUGAUCAUUUCAUUGGCCGGAAACCCAUUCGAUGCGGCUUGGGCCUCUGUUUUGGCUGCGUUGCGUGAUACGAAACUCCCCAAGGCUUGGUGGGAUGCUGAUAACGAGACCGUUCUUUGCUCAGACAAUAUUGCCGAUGCGCGGAAGCUGUCUCUGCGGGGUCUGCCUGUCUCUAGCAGUUUCUGCACUUUUGAGGCGGAUGCUGCUGCUGGCUGGAGAUCUGUUGUCAUUCCUAAUGCCGAUGAGCUGAAGUCACAGGUGCAGAAGCAAGGGUCUCAGCAAAGGUGGAUUUUGGCGGACCCGGAUGGGUACGAGGAAGGUCUGUCCCAGGAAAGGGUUUGUGUUGUUGUUGAUAUCGAGGAUGGAAAGACUGUGAUUGUGAAGAUGGAGAAGCACGGUGGGUGGGCUGUGGAUAGUGACGAUCUGCGGCAGCUUGUGGAUGUCUCCGCAAAGAGGUGGCACGAGAUGAAGCGGAUACUCGACCAAUGCUGA
Molecule: messenger RNA, 2880 nt
Organism: Penicillium salamii
Lineage: Eukaryota; Fungi; Ascomycota; Eurotiomycetes; Eurotiales; Aspergillaceae
Source: the annotation of a GenBank genome assembly